Dicrocoelium dendriticum is the source of this 861-nucleotide messenger RNA. The record is from the annotation of a GenBank genome assembly. Lineage: Eukaryota; Metazoa; Platyhelminthes; Trematoda; Plagiorchiida; Dicrocoeliidae.
AUGUGUUUGUCUUUUAAUGUUCCGGAGAGACUGAGUCUGGAUAAACUAAAACUAACGAUACUGAAAGCUCGUAAUAUGUCUAACGUGGACUGCAAAUGCCAACGUUUAAAAAAGAAGACACCGAAACAUUGUUGUGCAAUCAUUUUCAAAUUUUUGAGCCAGGAAGUGGCGCAGCUAUUCCUCCAUUGUGGGCCAUUUCUAGGCCUGUGCACCCAAUUUAACGGCAAUUUGAGUAAACCAGAUAGGACACCCCUACAAAGGUCCGAAUUUGCAACUGUGUUGGGAACACCGGACAGCAUAUCUAGGCUCUCCGAGAAAUAUCAGCCAAACGUAAAAAAGAUGAAAGCAUCCAAGGUGGAUAGUACAUAUAUUGUUUUAGACACCGAUAAUCUAGCAACGUUGUCAACUAGCUUCAAAGCCGUCCUUCCUUGCUCCACUGAAACACCCUCUACACAAGAAACAGAUAAAGCGGGUUCCCCUGUUCCUGACAACAAUACACCCAUUAUAUCGAACUCCUCAUGCACAAGGAUUAAAGGAAAGUCUAAGUGGUUGGAACAGCGGAGUAAUGACAACUCGUUGAAUAUAUCACAACACGGUCCAAACCAACAGGACACAUCCAAGGAUAGACAACCUGAUGUAAUUCAUGAUCCACUGUCGCCUAAAGACGACUUCUCCAAUCCAGGGACCUGUGUCUUUACAUACGCAUGGAUACUAAAUACUCGGUCGCACCCAAAAUUCCUUAUCGACCAAUCUCCUACAACCACCAUCGCGAAUAACCUUCCAUGUUUAAUAAGAGCAAUAACAACUGUCUUUUGGCUACGCCUAAUUAUCAUCCUACACUGCACAACAAUCACUGGAAGU